This is a messenger RNA of Osmerus eperlanus (European smelt), 4058 nucleotides long. RefSeq names its product serine (or cysteine) peptidase inhibitor, clade H, member 2 (gene serpinh2). Gene Ontology annotation, molecular function: serine-type endopeptidase inhibitor activity. Gene Ontology annotation, biological process: collagen fibril organization. Bases 147 to 1391 code for a protein of 414 amino acids. The transcript has 5 exons. Gene Ontology annotation, cellular component: endoplasmic reticulum. The record is from RefSeq and is a predicted model, not a curated record. Lineage: Eukaryota; Metazoa; Chordata; Actinopteri; Osmeriformes; Osmeridae.
GAAAUAAAUUGUCCCGACUUGAACAGGGAAGCUGGGUUAGACCUAGGCAAACUUCCUUUGCCACGUCUGAGCUCGCAGAAAACCACCAGUGUAGCAACUUGCGGAAAUAGCUGCAUGAGAGAACUUAAAUUAAUUAACGGUGUGUCAUGCUGCAGUCAGUGUCCAUCUCUCACCUGAUCACACUCUUGGCCCUGCUGGUCCAGGGGUUCUCUGGGGUAUCUACCCAGGAGGCCCCUGCCAGUCCCCCACCCAUGGGUGACUCCAGCUGGGCCCUAGGUCUGCGCCUGUACCGGGCCCUCCGCUCUGAGUCCGGGGCCCUCAACACCUUUGUCUCCCCACUGCUCCUGGCCUCCUCCCUGGGGGCUCUGGGUAGAGGGGCUGGGGGUACCACCGCCAAACAACUCCAUGACCUCCUCCAGACACCCACUACCUCCAAGAAACUUGGCCAGGCUGGGGAGCUGGCAGGGGGGCUGGAGUCUCUCAGCGAGGCCAAUGGCACCAGCUUCAGACUGUACAGCUCCUCUGCUGUGUUCUCCAAGCAAGGGCCACAGCUGAGUGAGGGUUUCAUGAAGGAGAGUAAGGGGAAGUUUGGGCUGAAGCAUCAGACCCUGGGACAGGGGGAUUCCAAGAGGGACUUGAAACAGUUCCACGCCUGGGCGACGGAGGGCAUGGGUGGGGUGGAGGGAGCUCCGCUGAGGGGUGAGAUCCAGACAAAGACUGGAGCUCUGGUCGUGGCCAACACCCUGCGUUUUAAAGGAUUGUGGGAGAGAGAGUUUAAUGAGGACACCUCAGAUCUUCGCACCUUCCUGGGAGCUAAGUACACCAAGGUGCCCAUGAUGCACAGAGCAGGAGUGUACCGUCACUACGAGGAUGUGGAGAACAUGGUGCAGGUGCUGGAGCUGAGGCUGUGGGGGGGUGGGGCCAGCGUGGUGCUGCUGAUGCCCUUCCACGUGGAGAGCCUGGCCCGCCUGGACAAGCUGCUCAGCCUGGACCUGCUGGCCAAGUGGCUGAACCACACCUCCUCCACCAGCGUGGCCGUAUCCCUGCCCAGGGCCAACCUCAGAAGCACUCUAAGCCUACAGAAGCAGCUGUCAGCACUGGGCCUGACCGAUGCCUGGGACCAGAAGACUGCUGAUUUCUCCGGGGCCUUGGGGAAGAACCAGGGAAAUCUUCACCUAGGGGGAGUCCUGCACUGGGCCUCCCUGGAGCUGGGCUCCGAUGCUGGGCAGGGGGCGGCGGAGUUGGAGGACGAGAUUGUGGAGAAGAAGCCCAAGGUGUUCUACGCGGACCACUCCUUCGUUGUCCUGGUGAGGGACAACAGCAGUGGGGCUCCGCUGCUGCUGGGGGCAGUGGACCUGCUGGAGGGGGAGGCCCUCUACGACGAGCUGUAGACCCACCCAGACCCAACAUCGCCUGGCCCCUCCGACACCAUCUCAAUCACACACACGGGCAUGCACGUUACACAUGCGCACACACUCUCCCUCACGCACACACACAGGAUUUCACAAUAACCCAGCUACCAAGAAUGUAGUACUUUUACACACACACUCUCUCUCCCUCACAUGCACACACUCACUUAAGUCACACACACUUGUUCCACUGUAGCAGACUGCUUUGUGUUUUGUAAGCUGAGACUGGCCCAUAGAGACUUGGCUAUGCCAUUCAUUGUGACACAGUAUCAGACUGUGGCUGGCUGUCACAAAGCAUCACUGACACUCAGGACUCUGACACGUCGUGACUCAGAUACACUGACACUUGUGGCACACACGAGUGGAAACACAAGAGAAUUACCAUAUUUGAAAGAUGUUUUAAAACAAGAACUUGUACACACAUGCGCGCACACACACACACACGCUCGUCCAAACACACAUACAGGCCGUGACAGAUUGGACCUCAGAGGACUGGCAGUGGUGAGAGAGUCAACAGUGACAAACUGAAAAACAGGAGCACUCUAACAAACACUAACACGCUGACAAAGAUCUGGCAGCGGCUGACUUUCAACAACACGGCCGCUCGCGGACGGAGACUCACCGAGUCGUACCAGGAGACAGAUUGACGACACAGCAGACAGCAGGGGUGUGUGUGUUGGUAUGCGUGUCAGUCACAUCAAGGGUGCCCCCGUUGACGGUACACGACCAGAUAAGCUGGCAAGGGGGGUUGCAGCGUUCCCCCGGGUGGUGUCUUGGGGAGAGUGAUCACUCAGCCAAGUGGUUAUUGAUGGGCCAGCUUAAUGCUAAUGGCGCUAAUGACUCAGAAUGGCUGUCAACAACAUGGAGGUGACGGCCAACCUUUCAAUCUCUUAAUUCCAUCAGGGAUCAAUGGUGUCGCCGUAUCGCCCUCUGCUAAUACGCUGUAACCAAUUGUGUCCGUCGACUUGAAUGCGCUUGAUUUGAUGGUUAUUACGGCCAUCAUCUGUGUUAUUGAUUCAAUAUGGGCUUUUCAUAUGGCCCUGUGGUGCAUGGGAGAACUAGAGAGGCGAGGGAAGCGUGAGUGAACGCAGUCAGCUAAACGCUGCCAUCGACUGUGGUGCAAGACGUUGAGUUUUAUACCCUAAUACAUUACCGUGGUGGGUUGGAAGAAAUCAUUUUGUUUGUCGAACACGUCAACAAGAGUUAUUUCUUUUUCAGUGUUAAUAAAAUACGGUCUUAUUUCAAGUCAGUAUUGCCUUUUUCAAUCUCUUUUAUUUUUCAAUUACCUACUUUCAGCAUCAAUCGGGCGUAUAAUUCAAAGCAUGUGGGCCUAGUCGUUAGCGUAGCAAAAACAACACCUGUCCUGUUCUUGACAGCCGUGAUAUACGGUACUGUAGGCCCAGACACGAAGCUAUUUUCUAAUACUUCUCUGCACAGAAAUAUAUUGUCCGGACCAAAGCCUCGCAGGGGUAUGAAACUAGAUUUAGAGCCCUAGACGUGUCAGAUAUUGAGCUCUGAGUGGAGACAAAUUGAAGACUCGUGGGUCCUAGAAAGUUCCGCUGCCAUAGCGUUCUUAAACACUGUAUGCCUCCCUUCCUUCCCUACGUCCAAAACUUCCCCUGACAAACUUUCCAAAGGCUACAAAACAAGCGGGGAGGAAAACAGUCCCUUAUUUCUGCACAAAUGAAUUAUUGAGAAAUAAAACGGGAGGAAUGAAAAAAAGAAAUAAGAAAAGACGACGCUCCUUGCCAUUAAUCUUAAAAAAGAACGUGUCCCUGCUCACUCAUGUUUUAUUAAAAGGUUUUAUAUUCUUCCCCCCCCCCAUCUGAUUCCAAAGUAUGCUUUAGUGCUUUGCAGGUCUCACACACACAGGUACUGUACACACAGACACAUACUUUGAAAUGACAUUAUUAGGUUCUUGCGGCGGGCGAGGUCUGGGACCAAAAGAGGAAGGAUGUAGUUUCUCUGGGGGGUAAAAGUGUGAAUGUGCAGUACAUCUGUCCUGGCACAGUUGUUGUAAUGGGCUGUGCAGAGACCAGAAUGAAACCCGCUAAUGCACAACCUUCCUUAAAUCUUCUACAGCACAGAAGUCUAGCUCUCUGGAGCUCAAACAGGGGACCAAACGUCAACAGAGCUUAGCCUAAUCACACAGUGUAUCAGGGUAGAGUGGAAUGAAGCAAUCAUUUGUUGUUGUAGCUGUAAUAACAUGUUGAGAGAGGGUGAUUGUGUGUGUGUGUGUGUGUGUCUGUGUAAGAGAGUCUGUGCGCAUGUGUGUUGUCCAACAGCCAAUUACACCCACCCCACAGCUGUGAAGUACAAGGUAAUGAAGAGCAUUGUGCAGGAAUCGCAAAUGCUACAGUACAGCUCUGGCUAGGAAAGGAGGAGAUGCAGUACAGUGGCUAGCUAGCGAGGAGAGGGGGUGUAAAAACCUGCUCUACUGACAGGGGCUGAUGGACCCGGGGGCGUAGGCUGUGAACAUCAGUCUCUCUCUCUCUCUCUCUCUCUCUCUCUCUCUCUCUCUCUCUCUCUCUCUCUCUCUCUCUCUCUCUCUCUCAGGCAUCCGUAGGCUACCCUGCUGACUCACCAUCACAAUAAUCUCAACAGCAGCAGCCAGAUGCAUGGCUGCCUGCCUGUUCCAACUCACCCACU